AUGCAGGAAGUACGUGUACAGUGCAACUGGGGCCAGUGGACAGCUGUGCAGGAAAUGCAUCAGCUGCUAUGUGCAGGUUUUGUCACAAAAGCAUGCACACCAGACAGUACCCAGCGCGUGUCUGACUUGAUACUGGAGAAGAGGUUCAUCACUUUCGAUGAACUAGAGAACGCAACAGGUUUAUCAUGUGGAACACUGCACACCAUCAUCCAUCAGGACUUGAAGAUGAAAAAGAUCUGUGCUCAAUGGGUGCCCCAUUCUCUCACCAUUGUGCAGAAGCAGAAGCAUGUGGAGACAUGCCAACAGUUGCUGCAGCUGUUUAGCGUGGAUCUGGUGGAGUUCUUUGAGCAUCUAAUCACUGUCAACUAG
Messenger RNA from Cryptotermes secundus, 369 nucleotides. RefSeq lists its product as uncharacterized. Lineage: Eukaryota; Metazoa; Arthropoda; Insecta; Blattodea; Kalotermitidae. The record is from RefSeq and is a predicted model, not a curated record. Bases 1 to 369 code for a protein of 122 amino acids. The transcript has a single exon.